Molecule: messenger RNA, 2757 nt
Organism: Glarea lozoyensis ATCC 20868
Lineage: Eukaryota; Fungi; Ascomycota; Leotiomycetes; Helotiales; Helotiaceae
Product: cytidylyltransferase
Exons: 2
Coding region: 1-2757 (918 amino acids)
Biological process (GO): dolichyl monophosphate biosynthetic process
Cellular component (GO): endoplasmic reticulum membrane
Molecular function (GO): dolichol kinase activity
Source: RefSeq, a predicted model, not a curated record
AUGCCGGAGAACCUCAAACCAAUACUGCCACAGCCCUCACAGCCAUCGCAUGCCAGAAAUCUCAGAGAUGAAGCACUCAGACGCCUCUCCCGAUCACCUCACCCAUACCACCGACAGCGGUUUGAAAUACAACAUGCCUCGGAGCGCCUCGAGUAUGCGCCGGUCAAAAAAUCACCCCUCCAUUCGAAACAUAAUACGGACGAUGAAGAGCUAGAACAUACACACUCUCCGCUAGUCGGCUACUCCGAAUCAACUGCGAGUGACAGUGGCACAGAGGCGGAUGAUGAACACUUCUUAAAAGGGCUGCCGGCGCCCAAGAGCAGGCCGCAUAAAGGGCUGAGAGGGUUGGAUGGGACUUUCUCUGUUUCACCAAGCCCCUUACCAUCUCCAGCUAUACUAGAAACAGAUUCGAAUAAGCUACUCGAAUACGGGUCAAGAUAUGCAACAUCGUUCACAUCUGGGGCGAAAGUAGAGGCAGUUAGAAAAGCAGCUGAGAAGCUCCGGCGCAAACGAAGAAUUGAAAUAAUUAGAAGAGUGUCCGAGACGGGUAUCCUUGGAUUUGUUGCAGUUCUACUGUGUAUUCAUUCGGAUGUGCGACAACUGAUAUGGUUAUGGAGGAGAGAAUUGGCAUGCCAACUUUCUAUGAUCUUCUCCUUGAUUACAGUAUACCCUUUGCGAGUUAUGCGUCACAUAAAACCAUCGAGACCAUGGGAACCACCCUUUGCGAUCGCAAUUCCUGCGACAUUUGAUCCCGCUCCGCUCCUAUACCCACCAAUCAUCACAAUGCUUGUAUCAUUACUUACUUCAGCGAGUAAUCCGGCUGGACUUCUACCUAGUAUAAUGUUGGCGAUAUGCUCUUUGCCAAAAGAGCUGAUACCUUCAACUGGUGGCAUUGAGGGAGGAAAUCUAUGUCACUGGCUCCUCUCAUGCUUGCCAUUGAUGAUGCCUAAAAGUGGUGAUGCUCUCAAAGUUUUCGAAUCCCCUAUUUCAAAUUCUCUCAGAUUUGACGCAGAAAUCCUGGCUUUAUUGCAACCCCUGCACUCGUCGCUGUGCGAUACGCUGCAGUAUCUCACCACAACAAGCCUGCUUCCAGCAGAGCUGCAAUUGCUAUCGAUUUCAUUGAUUGAGCUGCUUCUUUUAGCUGUUUCCCCACAAGCAGUCAUUUUGAAAUCGGUUCUCUGGGGAUGCGGAAUUGGUAUUUUGAUUACUUGCACACAUGUGCUUCAUUGGGGAGUUACGUUGGCACGAGUGCCGAAGUGGCGCUUCAGGCGCGCCAGCAUCGGCACCAAGCGGAAAGGACCAUCUUUACUUAGAAUGUUAUUUGGAGGAAAUAAGAACUUUCUCCCAAAUCGAAGUUCAUCGAUAGUGUCGAGCGAAUCGUCAGAUGACGAGGCAGUGGAGACUUGGAAGACUACUUCACGCGGGAAGCCGCAGCUUGACCUGAAGACGCGAGAUACAAUAUCAAUGUCCAGGGCAUCCGGCGAAAAUGGAUCAAUGUCUGCGAUUGAUCCUUCUAUGGGGAAUUCCUUCAAAGAUAACAAGGUCAAUUUCGAUGAAUCAAUGUCUGGUAUCCAGCGCAGGCAUACCGUUCCUCACAUAGUCAAUCUCCCAGAGCGAUCGAGCAAAAGAACUCCAUCUGGUCGCAAGAAAAGAUCAGCGUCUACCAGCAUCCAAUCAUUCUUCUCUUUGACUCAAACUCAAGCAACGGUACGAAAGUGGCUGUACGCUGCCUGGGUCUAUCUUUGCAUUCUUGUCAUCAUUCUCGGCGGCGUAAGAGAGUACGUUACAAGUUUUGCUUUAAACUCACACGAACCCAUCGGUUGGGCGUUAGGCUACCUUUUUGGUGAUAUCCCUUGGUUUAGGAUGGAGGUUAUGACAGCAAACCUCCAACGAUGGAUCAUCUUACCAAGGCGCAACGCAUUUGACGACCAAGAAUACUGUCAAUCCGGAUGGGUUGAACAUCUACGCAAAACCUCAUUUGGUGACGCCAACACUCGUCUCAUCCUAUGCGCUUACUGGAUAGGUAUCAUCAUCGUCGGUCUUCUAGUCGUCUUCCGCCUAUCAGCAGUCUACGAAGUUGACACACGAAGAAAAGUCUUCCAUUUCAUGAUGGUCGCCAUGCUUCUCCCAGCAACCUACGUCGACCCCACCUUUGCCGCCCUUGCCCUCGCCCUCAUGCUUUCCAUUUUCCUCCUCCUCGACCUCUUCCGCGCCUCCCAACUCCCACCUCUCUCAAAAUCCCUAGCCUACUUCUUAACCCCCUACGUCGACGGCCGCGACCUCAAAGGUCCGGUCGUAAUCUCCCACAUCUUCCUCCUCAUAGGCUGCGCUAUCCCACUCUGGCUCUCCCUCGGCACUCUGCCACGCUCCGGCCACGACCAUCUCGCUGGCUGGGAACUGCCUACCAGGGAAGUAAGUAUGGUCAGCGGCGUCGUUUGCGUCGGGCUCGGUGAUGCUGCGGCAUCCCUUAUCGGUCGGCGGUACGGUCGGCAUAAAUGGAUUUGGGGAGGUGGGAAGAGUAUCGAAGGCAGCGUUGCGUUUGCAGCUGCCGUGUGGACGGCGCUGAUGUUUGCGAAGCUCUGGCUAAGGGUUGGUGGGUGGCCAGCGAAUAAUUAUGAUUCCUGGUUUCUGACAAUUGGCAAAUCGGGCGUUGCGGCGGGGUUGGCGAGUCUGACGGAGGCGGUGUUGACGGGGGGUAAUGAUAAUGUGGUUGUGCCUGUUGUGCUUUGGCUUUGUGUUAAGGGGUUGGAUGUUUAG